CAUUCUCCGUCUCAACGUACAUCUCAACUAUACUUACGUCAUGGCUCUUCUAGGUAUAUGCUACCUCAGAUGAAAAACCCUAUCUGAGUUCAAAAGGAAAUGCUUAAAAAAGAAAACAAAGAUCCAUAUGCAUUUGCUCUAAAAGAGGAUAUCAAGGUCCAUGUGCACUGCCUGGAAAGGGGAUAUCCUAAAAUCUUUAAAGGUACAUAUUACCUAAAUUUUAGGCAGUCAGGUUUAAGUUUUUGGAAACUCUGAACGUUUUUGUUGUCUUUUUUUGAAUGCUCAUCUUGUCAUUUUAAAACCAACAUUUUAGCUCAAGAAAAAGUUAUCCUGAUGUAGUCUUUUACUGAGGGAGUAAGUGUAUAAUGUGCUCAAUGAGGUACCGUGUGCAUUCCUUUGAUGGUGAUCCUGGUGGUCACAUAAUCAUGCCCAUCUAGAUUAUAUUGUAUUUUCCAUUCCAUGUAGAUCAUAUUGUAUUUACCAUUUAAGCUCUCUCACCCUGGAGCACACUGUCAAGUAUCAGAACAUGGGCAACUAAUAUCCAAAGUUGAUGCCAUGGUUUGAGGCAUGAAAAGAAACAUUCACCCCUUCAUAACAAGAAGGCCCAUUCUCUCUCUAAGUCUCAACCAAUCUCUGUGCAUCACCACUUCCCCACCACCACCACCACCACCACCACCACCACCACCACUACCGCGACCAUCAUCAUGCUCAACCCAAUCCAAAUCCAAUCCCCACGCUCUCCUAGACGCGCAUAUCAAAGGGGGCAAUCUGUUUCUAGCCCGCAUAAUGUUCGACAAAAUGCCCCAAAGAGCCACUCUCUCAUGGAAUGCCAUGAUCUCAGCCUACACCCACCAAAACAUGCCUCGAGAAGCUCUCUCUCUCUACAUGUCCAUGCUCUCCCACCAAACCCCACCUGACACCUAUACUUUUGCGAGCCUAUUCCGGGCCAUUGCGGGGCUCACAUGCUUGACAAUGGCUCGAACUGCUCACGCCCACCUUCUGGUCUUGGGCUCGAAGCCCAAUAUCUAUGUCGAGAGUUCACUAGUGGACAUGUACGCAAAGUGUGGUAGCAUAGCCAACUCGCGAAAAAUUUUCGAUUCGAUGGUGCAAAGAGAUGUGAUAGCAUGGACUGCCAUGAUAGUUGGGUGCACCCAAAGUGGGCUUGACUCUGAGGCCUUGGUGCUCUUCUCAGAAAUGGUGGGUUCGUGCGCCCAGGCCCCAAAUGGGUUCACUCUUGCCAGUGUGCUCAUAGCUUGUGGCAAUGCCUAUGCAUUGUUUAUGGGCACCCAAGCCCAUGCCUUUGCAGUCAAGGCCGGGCUCGACCAAGGGGUCACAACCCGAACAUCAUUGGUUGCCAUGUAUGCUAAAUUGGGGCUAAUACAAGAAUCUCAUCGAGCCUUCGAGGGAUUCUUGGAGGCCAACGUGGUCUCAUGGACGGCCAUGAUUGCCGGGCUCGUACAAAACGAGCACCAUGACCUAGCGUUAUGGGUUUUUCAAGACAUGUUAUUGACCACUCUCCGACCUAAUGAAUUCACGCUCUCGACCAUUCUUCGGGCAUGUGCGUGCACAGCACUACUUAGGGCUGGAUGCCAAGUCCACUCUCUCAGUGUGAGGCUUGGAUUCGAAUCCAAGUCCUACACAGGGGUUGCACUAGUGGACAUGUAUGCCAAGUGUGGUUGUGUGGUUGAGGCACGAGUCCUCUUUGAUGGGCUAGCCUUCCGAGAUGUGGUUUUGAUGAAUGCUAUGAUCACAGGCUAUGGGCACAAUGGGCAGGCUCGUGAGGCCCUUCAAUUGUUCAAAGAGAUGGGGGCAUUUGGGCUUAGGCCUAACUCUACCACCUUUGUUGGCCUUCUAUCUUCAUGUAGCAAUGCUGGUUUGCUUGAUGAGGGGUUCUCGAUUUUUAACAUGAUGAGAUCCAAUUAUGGAGUUGAGCUAACAAGUGAUCACUAUGCAUGCAUGGUUGACCUAUUGGGUCGAGCAGGCAGGCUCGCAGAGGCUGAAAGGCUAAUCGAGGAGUCAGGCCCAAGCCUAAAGCAAGAUAUUGUGCCGUUAAAGGCCUUGUUAAGUGCUUGCAGAAUCCAUGGUGAGCUUGAGAUGGCAAGGCGAGUGGCCAUGCGUGUGCUUGAGUUGCACCCUGAUGAUGAGGGUGCAUACAUUUUGCUAGCAAACACUUAUGCUCGUGCUCGCAAUUGGGGCGAAGCUAAUCGGGUCAGGGCAUCUAUGAAAAUCAUGGGGUUGAGAAAGGACCCUGGCUUAAGUUGGGUUGAGGCUAAUGGUGAGGUCCAUGCAUUCGGGGCUGGCGAUAAGUCACACCCUAGAGCUAGUGAAAUUUACAGACAAUUACAAGAGUUGGUGAAUAAGAUGAAGGAAUUCGGUUAUGUUCCUGAUACAAGUUUUGUUUUGCAAGAGAUGGAGGAUGAGACAGAGAAAGAGAAGUCUCUCUACUAUCAUAGUGAGAAGCUGGCCAUUGCUUUUGGGUUGAUGUGCAUCCCCAACGGGAUGCCCAUAAGGGUGUGUAAGAACUUGAGGGUGUGUGGGGACUGUCACAAUGGGAUUAAAUUCAUUUCUAGGAUUGUUGAUAGAGAAAUAAUAGCCAGAGAUGUGAAGAGGUUUCACCAUUUUAAAGAUGGGUCUUGUUCUUGUGGAGAUUACUGGUAGAAAAGAAACAGCGAUCUAAUUUAUGGUC
Molecule: messenger RNA, 2686 nt
Organism: Amborella trichopoda
Lineage: Eukaryota; Viridiplantae; Streptophyta; Magnoliopsida; Amborellales; Amborellaceae
Product: Tetratricopeptide repeat (TPR)-like superfamily protein
Biological process (GO): RNA modification
Cellular component (GO): intracellular membrane-bounded organelle
Molecular function (GO): zinc ion binding; protein binding; RNA binding
Source: RefSeq, a predicted model, not a curated record